Penicillium cataractarum is the source of this 1578-nucleotide messenger RNA. RefSeq names its product MFS transporter. Bases 1 to 1578 code for a protein of 525 amino acids. Gene Ontology annotation, biological process: transmembrane transport. The transcript has 4 exons. NCBI's taxonomy places the organism in Eukaryota, Fungi, Ascomycota, Eurotiomycetes, Eurotiales, Aspergillaceae. Gene Ontology annotation, molecular function: transmembrane transporter activity. The record is from RefSeq and is a predicted model, not a curated record. Gene Ontology annotation, cellular component: membrane.
AUGAAGGACGACAAAGCGGAUACGGCGUCAAUUGACGGGUCAACGCCAGCGGCAAGUAACCAGGAAGUUCACCAUGUCGACGACGAAAAGCGAUCGUUUCAUGGAACCCUAGAUGUGGAGCGGGGACCCGUCACGGAUGUCGAGAAACAGGACAUCGAGGAAGCCAUCGAAGAACCUCGAGAUCCAAACAUUGUCGACUGGGACGGUCCUGAUGAUCCAGAAAACCCUCUUAAUUGGACGAAGAAGAGGAAAGUGUCGGCAACGAUCUCAAUUGCAUUGAUCACGCUUCUCACGCCUCUUGGUUCAUCUAUGUUCGCCCCUGGCGUCUCACAGCUGGUACAAGAUUUUCACAUUACGAGCACGGAGCUUUCAUCAUUUGUGGUCUCCGUAUAUCUACUCGGCUACUGCUUUGGCCCACUCCUGAUUGCGCCAAUUUCUGAGAUUGUCGGUCGCCGCAUCGUUUACAAUGCGUGCAACUUCCUCUACGUCGUCUUCACCAUCACUUGUGCCGUCGCUCCCGAAAUUGGCAGCUUGACGGUCUUCCGAUUCAUGGCAGGCUUUGUCGGUAGCUGUCCGCUAACAAUCGGUGCCGGCUCGAUCGCAGACAUGUUCGUUCAAGAAAGUCGAGGUGGCGCUAUGGCUGCGUGGGCUAUGGGCCCUUUAAUCGGCCCCGUUGCCGGCCCCGUUGCAGGUGGAUAUCUAGCCCAGGCCAAGGGCUGGAGAUGGACCUUUUGGGUUCUCGCCAUGGCUAGCGGACUUGUGUUUAUCAUUUCUGUCUUUACGAUCCGGGAAUCCUAUGCGCCAACCCUCCUGGCUGCAAAGACGAAGAAGCUGCGCAAAGAAACUGGAAACCAGAACCUGCGCUCUGCCUUGGACACUGGCCGUAGCCCGAUGGAUCUAUUCAUGUUCUCGAUCGUCCGGCCAACCAAGAUGCUCUUCAUGUCGCCUAUUGUCUUCCUUCUCUCCCUCUAUGUCGGCGUCGUCUACGGAUACCUCUACCUCCUCUUCACCACCAUCAGUUCCGUUUUCGAAGACCAAUAUGGCUGGUCUCAGGGAUCCGUGGGUCUAUCAUACCUGGGCAUCGGUAUCGGCUCCUUCUUUGGACUUUUCAUGCUCGGUGCCACAUCCGACCGUCUGCUCAACUACCUCGCCGAGAAGAACGGCGAGAAGAAGCCCGAGUAUCGACUACCACCCAUGAUCCCAGGUUCAAUUUUUGUACCUAUCUCCUUGUUCAUCUAUGGGUGGUCGGCCUAUUACAAGACUCACUGGAUCGUUCCAAUCAUUGGAACGUCCUUCCUCGGAAUCGGCAUGCUAAUCUCCUUCAUGACCGUCAGCACUUAUCUCGUCGAUGCCUACACGACCUACGCCGCCUCCGCCAUGGCUGCCAACACCGUCUUCCGAUCCCUAGCCGGUGCACUGCUCCCACUUGCCGGCCCCAAGAUGUACGAACGCCUUGGAUUAGGUUGGGGUAACUCCUUGCUCGGCUUCAUUGCUCUAGCCCUAUGUCCACUGCCAGUGAUCUUCUACGUCUACGGCGAGCGCAUCCGCAAAAGUCAGCUGUUCCAUGUCGAGUUCUAA